Molecule: messenger RNA, 686 nt
Organism: Lolium rigidum
Lineage: Eukaryota; Viridiplantae; Streptophyta; Magnoliopsida; Poales; Poaceae
Product: polygalacturonase QRT2-like
Exons: 5
Coding region: 1-588 (195 amino acids)
Biological process (GO): carbohydrate metabolic process
Molecular function (GO): polygalacturonase activity
Source: RefSeq, a predicted model, not a curated record
AUGGCGUUCUCCGACCACGUUUCUAUCUCGAAUUGCUCUAUCCAAACCGGAGAUGAUUGCGUGUCCAUCCUAUCUGGCACCAGCGAUGUUGUUGUCACUAACAGCAUGUGUGGGCCUGGUCAUGGCAUCAGCGUGGGAAGCCUUGGAGCUGAUGGUACAACAGCACUUGUGGAAAGGAUUACAGUAUCCAACUGCAGCUUCUCCAAAACUAUGACUGGUGUGAGGAUCAAAUCGUGGCAGGGAGGCAAUGGCAAAGCAAAUGGGUUCCUUUUCGAGAACCUCGACAUGACUGAUGUCCAAUUUCCUAUUGACAUUGACCAGUUUUAUUGUCCCCAGGGAAAUUGUCCGCAACAGGAUAGCGCUGUGGCCAUAUCUGACGCCAAGUUCAUCAACAUCCAGGGGACAUCCUCCAACCCCGAAGCCAUCCAGAUUCUGUGCAGCAAGAGCGUGCAGUGCCACGGCAUCUAUCUCUACAAUGUCAACCUGACCUGCUCUGGGCAUACCGCCCAAGCACGAGCCACUAUUUUAAAUGCCUACGGAACCAUUGGGGGCACGGUGAAACCACAAGUACAGUUCCUGGGUGCUUGAUAAAGAGUAGUCUCCGCUGUGAACACCCAUAAUAUGUCUAGAGAGGUAGACAAAGGGGCGGUGCAAUGCUACUGUACGUAGAUCAGUGCCAUGUAAGG